Messenger RNA from Xenopus tropicalis (tropical clawed frog), 1929 nucleotides. It is a transcript of the gene pdilt, whose product is annotated as protein disulfide isomerase-like, testis expressed. Bases 126 to 1826 code for a protein of 566 amino acids. Gene Ontology annotation, molecular function: protein disulfide isomerase activity. Gene Ontology annotation, biological process: cell redox homeostasis. NCBI's taxonomy places the organism in Eukaryota, Metazoa, Chordata, Amphibia, Anura, Pipidae. The transcript has 11 exons. Gene Ontology annotation, cellular component: endoplasmic reticulum. The record is from RefSeq and is a predicted model, not a curated record.
ACAUUCUGUUGCCAAAGAAAGUGUUAGAUUUGCUUGUAAGAACGACUAACUUUCAUUAUAUUUUCCCCCAUAUGAACUCUCACUCUUGGAACAAUCUGUAAGUAAGCCAAUUUUUUAAUCAGGUUAUGAGACGUGGGAAAUUGCCACUUGUUGAGCAGAUAAGGUGGAGUUUAGUUCCUUUAGAAGUGCUGGAAAAUGCAGCUGUUUUUCUUUUCAUUUUUACCCCAGGGAACAGAAAGCAUAUUAUCGGCAUGAAGCUGUUCCUCCUUUUGUGCUUUUCCUUCUCUUUCUCUUUAGCAAAGGAUGCUCAGGCAGACAAAGGUUCCAAAGUGAAGAAGCACAAGCCUCCUAAAAUUAAAGAGGAGAAUGAUGUCCUUGUUCUUACAGGUUCAAAUUUUGCCAGAGCCCUUAAAGAAAAUAAGUAUUUAUUGGUCAAAUUUUACCUUGCUCUAUCUGGCCCUUCGCAAACCGUUAAAGAAGAAUUUUCAGUAGCAGCAGGGAAAAUAAAGAAAGACUCCUCAGAAAUAAGGUUUGGUCAGGUUGAAGUAACUCAAGAAAAAGAACUUAGAAAAGAGUUUCAGAUCAAAGAAUUUCCUACAAUAAAGUUGUUUGUUGAUGGCAAUCGAAAAAACCCUACUGAAUGCAAAGGUGUGAGAACUGCAUCUGCAUUUGUUACAUGGCUGAACAGAAGAAUGGGACCCAGCUCUCUUUACAUUAACAGCACAGACCAGUAUGAUUCUUUUGUUCAUUCGGGUGAAGUGACUGUUGUUGGGUUCUUUAAGAAACAGGAGCCGGCUAGUAAGAAAGAAUAUUUUAAUGAAGCUGCCAAGGAUAUUCCUGACUUUCCCUUUGGACUGGUCAGCAACGAUGAGAUAUUUUCACAUGUUGGAAUCACUACAAAUAUGGUUGCAGUAUACAAAAAGGACAAGCCUACCAACUAUUUAAUACCAGAAGAAGAAAUUGAAAGCAAGCUGGACCUAGUGAGGUUAAUCCGAACCUACAUCAUGGACGUGGUGACUGAGUAUAAUUUAGAGACUCAAGUCACUAUUUUUGAUGUCCCUGUUGGCAGUCACAUUCUGCUCUUCACCUCCAAAACCUCUCAAUCAUUUGGUACAAUUUAUGAAAAUUUUGAAUCUGCGGCACUUGAAUUCAGAGGAAAGCUUGUCUUUAUACUAGUUGACACUGACGAGCCUCGGAAUGGGCGUAUAUUUGAGUAUUUCCGCAUAACAGAAGUGGAUACACCUGCAGUUCGUAUCUUAAACUUGACCAGUGAUGUGCAGUACAGAAUGCCCGCGGAUGAGGUUAACUUUGAGAAUCUGAGGCGAUUCUGUAGGAGUUACCUGGAUGGGAAAGCUAAGCCAAAAAGAGACAGCGAAGAAAUUCCUAAAGACUGGGACAAAAACCCUGUAAAGCUGCUUGUUGGAAAAAACUUCAAUCACGUUGCAUUCAAUAAGACUACACAUACGUUUAUCAUGUUUUAUGCACCAUGGUCCCAGGAAUGUAAGGGUUUAUUCCCAAUCUGGGAAGAGUUAGGGCGGACAUAUCAGAAUCAUAAAAAUGUGACCAUUGCCAAAAUAGACUGCACAGCCAAUGAUAUUCAGCUGAUGGUACUGGAUCGCUACCCUUAUUUUCGCUACUUCCCUGCUGGAUCAGACACCAAGUCCAUUCGCUACACUGGGGAACGGACACUUUCAGCGUUCAUAGAAUAUCUGGAGAAUGAAAUGAAAUCUACAAACACAGAGAAACUGGAUAAGGAAUCUUCUGGGACAAGGAAAACAGAAAAUGAAGAGAAAGAUGGCGAGAAGAUAACAAAAGAGGAGCUUUAGCCGGUUGCACAUACCUCGCAAUUUCUAGUCGUUAUUACUAUCAGCCAGAUAUUACUGCAAGCACUGAGAUUUUGUCCUAAUUAAAGAAAUGUAUCACAACUCA